AUGGCGGACCGGAGACUCGCGGCAACCCAGAAAUUUAUUCGCCAGAUUGAAAGCUCGAGCGAAUUCCACUUGCUGGACGCGGUGGUCAAGGGCGAGACUACGGUGCAAGAUGCAGUCCAACGGGUGGUCGACAGUACUCUGGAGGCAUUGGCCGCCCACGGGCCAACCAUGCAAGGCGGCAUCGGACUGUCAGAUUACAACGUCUCCCUGGCAGUCUUGGAGCAUGCUCAACGUCUCGAGCCGUCCGACCACACCAAGCUUGUCGACUUUUUGGCUCAUCUACAACAACAAAAGGCCCUGGAUCCAUCCACUCAGGAGCCUCUCAAGGUCCAGGGAGAUAGCCUUUGGGCUGAUAUGCCUUCCUUGGGUUAUACCGAGCUAGAGACCUGGUCCGAAUUCGGCGGUGCUCAUCAGGAUCCAUGUGAUUCAACGAUGGGCACUCAGCAGCGCGAUCGUUGGACGAAAUUGAACGCCUUUCUCGCCCAGCUAACCCAGGCGGCUCAAAUUGACUACCCAUCCCCCGGCGAGCAGGCUCGGUUUUCUCCAUUGGACAAAUCUCUUCGUGGCAUCUGGACUAUAUCAAGAGUGCUAGAGAAUGAGUCCACGCCGGCAGCACUACACAACACCGCCGCGAUGGAGGCUGCUUGUCAAUGGUUGAUCUUAGCGGCCGACCGGCUAUGGGCAAAUGUGCUCAACGAGCGUCGAUAUCCCAAAGAGGCCGGUGCUGGACCAGGGAAGCGGUACAGUGAGAAAGAUUGGACGGGUUAUUCGAGGGAGCGAUGGGCUCUCUGGGCAGAUGCGAUGAGAGAGGCCCAAGAGGCAUGCAAGGAUCAACGCAUGUCUCAGUUGAUCGAGGGCGCUUUGAAAAAUCUCAACAAGGCCACCGAGAACGGAAGAUAG
Messenger RNA from Penicillium oxalicum, 900 nucleotides. Its product is annotated as DUF3632 domain-containing protein. The record is from RefSeq and is a predicted model, not a curated record. Bases 1 to 900 code for a protein of 299 amino acids. Lineage: Eukaryota; Fungi; Ascomycota; Eurotiomycetes; Eurotiales; Aspergillaceae. The transcript is spliced from 2 exons.